GAUGUAGGAUCUGAAUCAUCUGAAGCUGGAAGGCUAUUCCUCGUACCCUGCCUCUUUAAAGACUUCAAGUGUAAUCCUGAUGACCUUGUGGAAAAUAAGUUUCCUAUGAUAUGUUUCUACAUGGACUUCAAAGGGUUCCUUCCAAGCGGACUCUUCCAUAAGGCACUUGUUAGGAUUAUUGACUGGUCUCAGGAACAAGGAGGUCGUGAUUUGCCUCUUUAUCGCAAACGUGGAGAGUUCUAUUUAGAUCAUGCUCACAGCAUGGUCUUGCAGUUAAGUCCACUUGACAAGUCAAUGGUUGAGGUUAUGACUCUGAGGGUUGAUGGAAAAGCACAGGAACCUUGUAAAAGAAUUUGUAGAAAGGUGUACAUGUUUCUAAAAGCGUGCUUUGGUGAUAUCUGUACAAUAUGGGCGAAAGGUCUGGACUACCAAUUUGCUAUUGCAUGUGAUCAAUGUAAACGUGACAAACCACAUCUGCAUCCAUUUGAAGAUUGUCAAACACCAAGUGUUCAUUGUGCCGUCUUCAAACGGAUGGAUGUGACCAAAUACCAGGAGAGCUUCCUGAAAGAACAUCACCAAUCAACUUGCCCAGAUUGCAGCCUUUGCGGAAGUGACCAAAGUCCUGCGCGCCCAAUCGGAGCAGCAGCAAGUGAAAUUCACCAGAAAACAGAGGAAGUGUCAGCUUCAGCCCAAAAAGAAGACUUCAAGAAAGCCGCUCAAGUGUCAACUCAAGGUUUUGCAGUACAUGAGUCAGUAUUUCCAAGAGUGCUUCUAACAGUCUCACAGAGCAUCGGUGCAGAUCUUAACAUAUGGAAAGUGGCCCUCAAAGAUGAAAUUAUGAAUGCAAAUACUGUACAUAAGGCAGCAGAGGCAACUGAGCUGUUUGAUGCUCUGAGGGACACUGCCAAACUAAAGGCAGAUGAUAUAAGCAUCCUGUUAGAGACCAUUAAGCUCACCGGUGUACUUCGUUUGCAGAACCACAUCCCCAACUGUCCACGCCUUGAUAAUAUCAAGAUCACUCACUUCUCAAAGUUCAGGCAGUCUGUGAUGGCCUUUGGAAUGCAACUUAUCGACCGUGACAUUAGGUUGAUUGUACAGCGUUAUGAGCUUCCUGGCCAAUACAGUGACAAGUGGUCACUUGUAAUGGACUUGGAAGAUAAUCUCAUACUGGCAGAUGAUGAUAAGUUUGAUGAUUUCAAACAUGUGUUAGAUAAGCUAGGGCUGAGAAGACUCCGCCGACAGUUACACAGUGACCGAAGUCCUGCAAAGCCAAUCGGUUUGUAA
Messenger RNA from Anneissia japonica, 1284 nucleotides. RefSeq lists its product as uncharacterized. The annotation marks the transcript as partial. The transcript has 7 exons. The record is from RefSeq and is a predicted model, not a curated record. NCBI's taxonomy places the organism in Eukaryota, Metazoa, Echinodermata, Crinoidea, Comatulida, Comatulidae.